AGUUCUAGCUCGAGCAUAAUGCUGUCCACACCCGGCUAAAAAGGGCUCUGGAGACUAAUGUAAGACCCUUUCUUGGCUAGUGUGGGGACACUCAACGAACUUGAGCAUCUUCCUUUCCUUAUUGCCACGAGCUCUUAUUUGGAUGUGGAAACCGUGCCGAGAAAGAGUAGUGAAUAUGGUGUGAGCGAGUAAACCGAGUGUGAAGAGGCUACCAGACAGUGGUGGUCUGAUUUCUCCAUCCCAAAGAAAGCACUCCAAGCACAGAGGACAUACAUCUAGGCCUCUUCAGAUUCCUUUUUCUCUCCGGAUGGGUAUGGGUCAUUGAGAUCUCGACAGCCUUGCUUGGAAUGGGGUUCCCCAGGAUCAUCGUCGUCAUGUCGGCCCUUCAUGUUGAUUUAUUGGAUCAACAAGACGUCGUCCUCAGUCCAGAAUGGGGAACGGUUCCCCGGAUGAGCUCGCUUCUGAAUCUCGUCGGCCCAAUUUUGAUGCCUCAACAAUCGACCACCAAGGAGUAUUCAGACGAGCCGCAAAGUCUUCAAACCCCGCCACCUAACCAACCACAAACCAUCAGGAUGAUGGGAGGAUUGUCUUCCUGAAAUCCAGACAAAUAUCCAACCAACCGCCGGCCGAGGCACUCAAUUCCUUGGGCCCAAGAAGCGGACCUGACACGUCUUUAAUCCCAAAUCCCAAGUGGGCACCACCCUCUUCUACACCCACGUAAGGCAGACAGAGAAGACGCCCUAAAAAUCCUGCCAAACUUAACUGUUUAUCUUGAACUUACCUCCCUUCCUACCAACCUACCUACCCAAGCUCAUCAUUUGAAUCCGUGGUUCCACAUUUCCAUGCAACGUCGCUCUCACGAGACCAUCUGGCAUGGUUAAACUCCUCCUUCCCCCCCUCUUCAUUUCUACGAGUUUAGCUCAUCCGGAAUAGGGUUUUACUCUUCCCAAUCGGUUCAUUGUAUUAUUCCGAGCUGAUAGCAUUCUUAAGAAGAGCCUUUGCAUGUAGGAAACACCACGAAGUAAGAGGAACGAGGCAGAAGACCACGAAAGAGGAAGACGACGACGACGCGACAAAGACGACCAAAAAACGGACUCGUGAAGACAGGGAAAGGAAUUCCACCUUAUUAUUUCUUUUGUGCCUCUCGCUCACCUUUCUCGAGGCUUUGACAUCAUCAAAGAGAAAAAGACGAAAGAAAGAACGACGGAGGGACGAAGGGACGAAGGAAAGAAAGAAGAAAGAAAGAAUCAUUUUCUCCUGGGUCUCCCCUCCCAUUCUUGGACCUGACACAAUAUUGCUGUACUAAUACACCCCGAAUACAGGCGGGCUCUUCCCAAGCAACACACCUACCACCAGCCCAAGAACAAGACAAAGAUGAUUGAAAAAAUGAACUGCUUUGUUUGUAAUCUCCCCAUUCUGAGCCAUCAAGUGGGUCUGGUGUGGCAAGGCGGAAAUGGCGUGGACGAUCUACUCCGGGAACAAAUGGAGAUGGACAUCAUCCGUGGUCGCCUUGGGUGUGUCUCGGCCGGUCGAAGGGAUUCGUCAUCUCAAAUUACCACCAUUGAGACCACGCUUGACGAUUUUGGUGCUCCACCUAGUGCCAGUGUGACCAAAAGAAGACGCUCCUCCCUGGCUCAACUGACGGACUUGCUCAAAGAGCUGGGAUCUGGCAGCAAGGACAAGUCCAGACAUGGAUCUGGCCCAGGUCAAAGAGGAAAAUUGGGCGAAAUGGGCAAAAGCUUUGGGGGAGUGGGCUGCACCGGGGCGGCUAUUGGAGGCGGUCCUGGGCGGAGAACAAGUCGGAACGCAGACGCCACCGACUUCAUGUCCAAAGUACGGAAACGCAGAGAAUCUUCCGCAGACAUCACCAUCUUUCGUAAAGGCUCUGGCUCCGGGUGUACUCCUAUUGGAGAUAUUUCCAAGCUCUUAUCCGGUCACCGAGGAGGCUUCGGACAUAAUUCCACGGUGGCUGCCGAGGGUCGGAUGUCGGUGACGAGCAGUGCCGACGAAUCCUCUUCCAGAAGAAGUUCCACGGAGAUACAGCAAAUUUUUGCGGAUAAAAAGUCUUCAGGUCCUCUGAAGAUGUUCAAGAGGAGGGAAUCCAGAGGCAGGCUUUCUCCCAUGUCGCCAGAAAGCGACUCUGGAGGGACUGUGACCUCAUCGUCUACUGGUACUUCCACCGUCACCACCAAUACCCAAGGUACAUCAAUGAGCAAUCCGCCCACGUGUCUCGUCCGAAUGCCCUCAUCACCAGGUCCAUCGGGACCAAACAUGGCCACAACAGAGGGGUUCUUUUCGUCCACUUCAAUUGACUCGGAAACCCAAUUGGCCUACGGAUCCGGAGGAGACUCCAGUCGGAGAAACAGCCUGAAGCCGAAUGUUUCUACUGAUAGUGGCACGUCGGUUGGUGGCACCAGCGUCAAUUUCCCAGGGUCAACCGCGAACCAACAGCUCUCUCCCACGGGAUAUCGCCGAACAGGGUUGAGGCGUCAGUCCACCGCUUACGAAGAGGGCUUGCCCAUCAAAUCAGUCUCGUCCAGCCCCGCCUUGCCUUAUCGUCGACCCCUUGACGAGGUGGAAGAGAUCUUUGAAGAGGUCGAGGAAUUUGACGGCACCACGGCCGAUACCCACCUCCUGGAGGGUACCGGCCAUGAUUUUGUCGUGGUUAGAAUGAUUGGCUCCAAGAACCCGGAAGCCUUAAUGCGGGGCAAAUUUAUAGAAGAGGAAGAAGAGGAUGGCGACAAUCUGAAUUUGCCAACGAGACCUAAUUUGAAGAAAUGGCGUCUAAACCGAGCGGGCAGUUCUGGUCGGCGAGGUUCGAGGCCCUUUCUCUCGCCUGAAGUCAGUCAAGAUCCUUCCGAUGGAAGUGGUGGCAGUUCAUUGGGCCCUAGAAGCAGUAAAAGUGGCUCCGGAAGACGGGACUCGCUAUCACCAGAUUACUCUUCCGCUACCGAUGACGGUCCAUACCGAACGCCCGCCAGGCGCGAUUCUCGCCCUCUUUUAUCGCCGGAACCUGACCUGAUGUCCCAUUCUCGAGAUGGAUCCCCAAGGCAAAAAGGAUCAAUGAUUCGAAGACGAUCGUCUGGCCUGAGCGAGGACUGUGGUGGGAAGUCUCGUUUAAAAACCAAGCCUUAUCCGUCCGGGGACAGUUCCAGUGCUCAAAGCUCUCGAGAUCACUCACCCAAAGAUCCCGAUGCUCGACAUCCGGGCAACCCCAAUCGGUUUACCAUUCGAAGACAGUCGACAACAGAAGAAAUUCUCAUUGCUCGAGGAUUUCGCCGGGAAUCUACCACAGAGGACAUAAUGAGAUGCAGAAACUUUCGCAGGCAAUCCUCUCAAAUGGAUAACAUUGGCAGAACCCGAGGCAGAAGAGACUCUUGCACUCAGAUCACGGAUGGACAACUGGAAACCAUGACGAUUGAAUCGGAGAAGGCUUAUUCGGAUUCGGUGGCUCAGACAGACGAAGGCCGGAGUGUCUCUCCUGCCCGGAAUUCUCGGGCCGGAUCCAUGUGCUCGGGUCCUGGCCUGCUCCAAGGCCAGUUCUCCGAAGGUGGAGAGUCUGGUCGGGACCAGGAGGGCGAUCAGGAUGAGGAGACGCCAAGCCUCUACGAGAACAAUCAUUACCAUGAGGAGUGCUUGAAGUGCAACAGUUGCGGCAUGAACCUCUCCGGCCCCAAUCAGAAGCGAGCUCGGCGGUUCAAAAACCAGAUCCUAUGCGACCUUCACUUUGCCGAUAUGGCUUUAAUGGAGAGUUCGGAUUUCAUGCAACAAUUGCGCGGAUUCAAACCUCAGAGCUUGGGAUGCGCUGUAGCCCGACGGAAAAGCUCCACUACGCUUAUUUUCCCAUUGCCACCGCAAGCUUGUUCAGAUGAAUUUUGCGAUGGCUACCCUCACAACCUGAUUCCGACGCCCGGUUAUUGGAUAGAAUGUUCUCGGGCCAUUUCUAACCAAGGCAGUGCGUGGACCAAUGAAGACCGUGAUCUCCAUGAGAUUGAUGAAGGCAUCACUGACUCUCCGGAUGGCUCGCUCCGGGAUGGUUCUGUGAUCACCGAAUGUGAUGAAAAGGAUUCUUCCAAUCUGCCCAGGAUUCGGGAACCCAAGCGUAAAAAGACCCCAGUAGAGGAGCAAUGGGAAAAAUACGGCCAAUUUGGUCUCACCUCCGUGGAACAAGAAACCCAUGAAAAGUACUUUUACGGAACCGAACACUGGAACUAUUUCACCAAUGAUGAGGACCUCGGUCCGGUGAUUCUCAGUCUGAAGCAGGAAAACAUCAAUGGACGAGAUCAAUUCAGAGUCCUGGUGCGGGCGGUCAGUUAUACCAUCCACGGCCUGAUUCCGGCCAGUUGUGUGUUUGCCGAUCGUUACAAUCGUGAGGAGGUGGUGGCCUCCCUUGGGCGUGAAAUCAAUCUCAAUCCCCCAUUGACUUUGGGACAGCUUCCUGAUACCUCGGAAGAAUUACUCAAACUGGACCAGGUUUUCAUCAAGUCGGAAUUGAAAGUAGGCGUGAUCUACGUGAAGGAAAACCAAUACUCGGAAGAGGAAAUCCUGGGCAAUAACGAGCAUAGCGAAAACUUCGACGAGUUCCUCACCAUUUUGGGCGAGAAGGUCCGACUCAAAGGAUUUGAUCGCUACAAAGGCGGUUUGGACACGGUUCACGAUUUGACUGGUCACCACUCGGUGUUCACCCAUUGGCGAAGCAUUGAAGUCAUGUUCCACGUCUCCACACUCCUUCCAUACGAGCAGAAUGAUCCACAAAAGUUGCAAAGAAAACGCCACAUUGGGAACGACAUCGUGUGUGUGGUAUUUCUGGAAGCGGAUAACACUCAAUUCUCGCCCUCUUGCAUCAAAAGUCAUUUUCUUCACACCUUCAUUGUUGUCAGAUGUAGUCCCAAGAUCAAGUUCAAGCCACCCAGAUAUGAGGUGUCCGUGGUGACGAGGGAUGAGGUGGGAGCUUAUAAGCCCUAUUUGUGGGAACAAUCUACUUUUAACAAAGGACCAAUGUUCAGAGAAUGGAUGCUGACAAAGAUUGUCAAUGCCGAGCGGGCCUCGUAUUCAGCCCCGAAAUUCGCGCGAAUGCAGGAGCGAACUCGGAGUCAAAUGUUGGAGGAUCUGGUGGCCAAUCUUCAGAACCAUGCGGAGACGGGACAGAUCCCCAAGCCUUACAGACGUGGAUCCUGGCGGCCCAUCGGCCAUAUGCGACCUUCGAGUCCCCUUCUGGACUCUGUGCGAGAUCUGUUUGAAGGUCAAGACCAAAUGGCCAAGGACUUCGCCAAAGCCUUCUUCCUGCCACCCCGAGGAGGGGAGCCAAGUCCGAAUCUGUUUGAUAUCACAUUCCUUGUUGGCCAGGGCAAGAACAAAAGCAAACUCUACGGAGUUCGAGCCAUUUUGGGCGUGAGGAGUAGGGUGUUCCAAGAGAUCUUGUACGGGAUCUCGACGGGCUUCGGAUCGCCGCAAGUCCCCGUGGCUGAGCUUCUAGCGCGUGCGGUUCCAUCGCUCCAUGGAACUGGAGGCCCACAAGGGUCCUCGAAGGGCAAGAGUAGCAAUUUCUUGCAAGUGCCCGAGAUUGAAGGACCAAGGCCCAAGUCCGUUCCCAACUCACCGAGUAUUCCUCGAGCCUUCACCAAUCUGAGGAAUCAGCUCUCGACUGCCUGGAGCAGUCACACCACCAAGAAGAAACAAGACCAACAACGGCUUACCAAUGAUGACAAAAAGAAAUGGGCUAGCUCCCAUGAUUGCAGUAAAGAGCCCAGAGAGUCCAACAAAGGGGACUCGAGCAAUAUACCACAGUUAUCUGUGCCACGAUUGAGCGUCUGUGCUGAUGCUCAAAAAGUGGACCGAUCCAAACUGGCCCAGACUGAGUUUCCCAUCAUUGAGUUUGACGGCGAGACUUUCCGAAUCCUUUUGACGUAUCUUCACACGGGUUCCUGUCCUCUAUCGUGUCUGAAUAUCCCCGGUCUCAUUUGUUCAGCCGAACAUUACGAUUUACCUGAAUUACUCCAAGCUUGCUUUCACCAUGCCAAACAAUUUAUUAGGGUCAAUGUGUGUUGUCAAAUGUUGUGUGCCCUGGAAAAUUACUAUUGGCGCUAUACAUCCGCCUCAGAAUUGGUCAACAUGAUCCUUGCUUUCAUUGAAACCAGAUCCUUGGCCGUGUUCCAAGACGAGCAUUUUCUACAGCUCUCGGAAUCUAUGGUCCAAAUGAUCAUGAAUCGUAAUCUCGAGGUCUCGGAACUGGCCAAGUUUGAGACAAUGUUGAAGUGGGCCAGACAUCGCGUUCAUAGCAAGUCGUUCACGAGUGUGGUGGAUGCCCGGAUUGAGUUUCGAUGCUGCAUGGAUCGAUUGACUCGUGACCUCAAGCUGUAUCGAAUUGCUCCACAAGACCUGAUCAAGAUCGUGUUGCCCAGCAAAGCCAUCCGGAAUGACAAGAUAUUGGACACCCUGACAGUUCAAGCCACUUCUGGCAUGUACAGGGUUCAAGAUAGCUACCUCGAGGCCUGUCAAAGGCUCCAAAGACAAGAAUCCAGGGUUAGUGAGUGGGAGUCGUUUGACUAUGCAUUUGGAUGAACGACGAGUCUCUUGCCACGCCAAAAGUGGUGAGCAUGCACAGAUGAGCAAGCAACCCAACAACCAACCCAAAUCGUACUACUACAAUAGAAACCUUCUACAAAUAUUCGCAUACGCUUACUAAAUGUGCCAUUAUUAAUUGUUAAGAAUUACAUACACCAGAAAACUAUUUACUAGAGAUCAUGUUUGUGGAUCGUUACUCAGAGGGUAUUGAUUGAUUGAUUGAUAGAUGGAUGGAUUUAUUGAACCAUUGUGACAUUACAAUUCUCCGAAGAAGCUGGUUGAUUGUUUGCAAAGCAAAGAAACCCUCAAACCCACCCAUUCAUCCAUCACCAAAUUGGUUGUUGUUGGCUCUGUAUUCAAUUCUAUGGUCGUUCUCAUCAAAAGAAAACAUCAAACGUUGCUUUCAAUUUUUUAGCAAUUCACAGGAUGCAACCCAGAUGAUUUUUCGUUUUCUUCUUCGAUCCACAACUUUUAUGAUAUUGUUCCAGUUUCAUUUUUGUACCCAAAUGACUGUGAUGUUAAUCCUAAUUGGCCAACUUUUCCCCUGCAAUCUCCAGAGAACAUGGAAAUCCAUGAUUGUUUUGUCUGAAUUGUCAAUGUUGUGUACCUUCUGUCACAGAAAUAUAUAAACUGUUCCAAAAAA
Tigriopus californicus is the source of this 7207-nucleotide messenger RNA. RefSeq lists its product as uncharacterized. The coding region runs from base 1375 to 6561 and encodes 1728 amino acids. Gene Ontology annotation, biological process: regulation of small GTPase mediated signal transduction; activation of GTPase activity. The transcript has 31 exons. Gene Ontology annotation, cellular component: cytoplasm. Gene Ontology annotation, molecular function: GTPase activator activity; protein binding. The record is from RefSeq and is a predicted model, not a curated record. NCBI's taxonomy places the organism in Eukaryota, Metazoa, Arthropoda, Copepoda, Harpacticoida, Harpacticidae.